AUGGACGCCAUCUUAGUUAAGGUUAAACUCGCUCUCUUGAGAGAACAAGAAAGGCCCAAGGUCACUAAAAAGGCAGAGUUUACUCAGGACAAUGGUCAGGAACAAACACCAAGUGUGAACCUUCCAGGUUCAACUCCUAUAGUUGAAAGUAUCACUAAGACUCAGGAUUACAAUGAACCUUCAAGUCUUCUCUUCUGCUCCUUCUCAAAUGAGGCCCUAGGAGUACAUGUGCUGGACACAUACAGAAGCAGAUGGGACUGGCAUAUCAAAGCAAACUGGGAGCGGGCAGGCGUCCCCGGGGCGAACCUCAGCCCCACUUGUUGCGGAGCGUCUGGGCCCCUAGGGUUAAAACAUCAGGCCUUUGUGACACUGACUACAAACGAUGCCUACGCCAAAGGUGCCCUGGUCCUAGGCUCUUCUCUGAAACACCACAGGACCACCAGGAGGCUGGUUGUUCUUGCCACCCCGCAGGUCUCCGACUCUAUGAGAAAAGUUUUAGAGACAGUCUUUGAUGAAGUCGUCACGGUAGAUGUCUUGGAUAGUGGCGAUUCUGCUCACCUCACCUUAAUGAAGAGGCCCGAGUUGGGUGUCACGCUGACAAAACUUCACUGCUGGUCACUUACACAGUAUUCAAAGUGUGUGUUCAUGGAUGCAGACACACUGGUCCUAGCAAAUAUUGAUGAUCUUUUUGAGAGAGAAGAAUUGUCAGCAGCACCAGACCCAGGGUGGCCUGACUGCUUCAACUCCGGAGUCUUUGUCUAUCAGCCCUCAGUUGAAACAUACAGCCAGCUGUUGAACCUUGCUGCUGAACAAGGUAGCUUUGAUGGUGGAGACCAGGGCUUACUGAACACAUUUUUUAGCAGCUGGGCAACAACAGAUAUCAGAAAACACCUGCCAUUUAUUUAUAACCUAAGUAGCAUUUCUAUAUACUCCUAUCUCCCAGCAUUUAAAGCGUUUGGAGCAAAUACAAAAGUUGUGCAUUUCCUGGGACGAGUCAAACCAUGGAAUUAUACUUAUGAUCCCCAAACAAAAAGUGUUAAAAGUGAGUCAGAUGAUCCCACCAUGACUCAUCCAGAGUUUCUCAACCUGUGGUGGGAUAUCUUUACUACCAAUGUUUUACCUCUUCUUCAACGUUAUGGACUUGUCAAAGACACCUGCUCAUACAAAGAUGUGCUUUCAGACUUGGUCUAUACACUGGCUUUCUCUUGUGGCUUCUGUAGAAAGGAACAUGUUUCAGGAGCCGUAUCACACCUGUCCCUUGGGGAGAACCCAGCUGCACCUCAGCCUUCUGUAUCGUCAUCAGAGGACAGGAAGGAGAGGUGGGAACAGGGUCAGGCUGAUUACAUGGGAGCAGACUCCUUUGACAACAUCAAGCAAAAACUUGACACUUACCUCCAGUAGAAGCACUGCCUUUUUCCUGUGAACACACCCUUUCACAGAAACUUGUUUCUGAUACUUAGUAUCUAGAGCUGGGUUGAGAAAAGUCUGUUGCAGGUGUUACAGGCUUUCACUAAAACAGAUGAAGGGUUUUUGCAGAACAACAGGUGAGAACUGGGCAAAAGUUGUAAAGCUGUACUUCUAUUAUAUGGACAGCAUUGUUUUAUAACCCUAGACUUAGCUGUUUCAGAAAUUCACUUAUGCUGAUUGCCAACAUAUGUAGUAAAGGAAACCCAAUAUUAAGCUAUAAAGAUGGUUGCAUCAACUUGUGUAGAACCACGUUCCAAAUCCAUCUCCCUUCAGAACAGGACAUGGCUUCUGCCCCUUGCUUGUAAUACCUGUCAGAUAACUUGCAUUUUACGAUCUCCCAGGGGCUACCAGAAUGAUAACUGUGCUUCUAAAGUCAACCUUAAAUAACACUGCUGAGUGAUUCAUAACACUGAUUCAACACAUGGCGUUAGCCCAUUUUAUCUCCUACAUCUGAAUAUGUUUACCAGUUUUCUGUACACUGUAAGGCAGCAUGCUGAAAUGCUUUUGUUCGGUUCUGUACAUGUGAAAAUAGCAGUGCGCUCUCUCUGAUGGUUACCUGCAGUUAAUACCCUGUAUGAAAAAUAAAGACUUAUUGCCAUACCUUGGUUGUUAAAGUACUUCCCAUCUUACCCUUGAAAAAAAUCUAUUGGGGAAUUUUCCAUAAUUUAUGCAACUUGUUUUAGAUUUUUAAAGUAUAAAGCUUAACAGGUAGGCUGUAAAAUUAGCUGCCUAAGAAAUCUAGUAUUUCCAGCGAUGGUGACGGAUGACUGGUGGAGAAGAGUGAGAUCAAAUCUGUCUAGUGUCGCUUGCAUCACCUCCCCGGUGGGCACACAAGUUGUCCGCAUGUGGUGACGUUAAAAGCAUCAGGCUCACUGUUCAUCGUCUCUCAACAUACUCAGUAAUCUUUCAGAACUGCGGGAAUUGGCACUAGACCCAAUUCCUCCUCCUGUUUUUACCCAGAAUAAGAGAAAGUAGCAUAAAUCCUAGUCUGCAAGGGUCGGCAAGGUAAGGAAGGAUGGAUCCAAAAAGAUCUUUUGAAACUGAGUAAUCAGAAAUCAUUGUACUGAAUAAAAGUCGAAUAUAACAAAAACCUUUAGUGUUAGCAGGUGCGGCAAUGGCUUUUGUGACCUAGCCUUGUGUCGUGCUCCCUCAUUUUGACAAUGUCCUACUGGCUCCCUGGGUCAUUUCUGUUCAGUAUGGCUGAAUCAGAUCUCUGCAGACAGGAGUGACUGAGGGCCACCUGGGAAGGGGGAUCCGAAAGCCCAAGAAAACCUGCAGAUUUACCUAAAGUUCUAAAACCAUAAAUGACUUCUGGAGAUAAAAGUUAUCCGCACUAGUAGGGAAUAGUCACCAACAUCUAAGUUUAUGAAACAUUUACCAAAGAUUGAGUGUUUCCAUGUGCUGGUGCUGUGGCUACAACGACCUCUAGAUAU
This is a messenger RNA of Fukomys damarensis (Damara mole-rat), 2900 nucleotides long. RefSeq names its product glycogenin 1 (gene Gyg1). The record is from RefSeq and is a predicted model, not a curated record. Gene Ontology annotation, molecular function: glycosyltransferase activity. The coding region runs from base 1 to 1401 and encodes 466 amino acids. Gene Ontology annotation, cellular component: cytoplasm. NCBI's taxonomy places the organism in Eukaryota, Metazoa, Chordata, Mammalia, Rodentia, Bathyergidae. The transcript has 11 exons.